This is a messenger RNA of Cucurbita pepo subsp. pepo (vegetable marrow), 852 nucleotides long. The record is from RefSeq and is a predicted model, not a curated record. NCBI's taxonomy places the organism in Eukaryota, Viridiplantae, Streptophyta, Magnoliopsida, Cucurbitales, Cucurbitaceae.
AUGAUCAACCAAAGCUUUCAUUUGAGAGGGNUUUCCCAAAUCAACCAUCGAAACGUGGUCAAGCUCUUAGGGUGCUGUUUAGAGACCCAAGUCCCAUUGUUGGUCUACGAGUUCGUCACCAACGGCACCCUCUUCGAUCACAUUCAUGACACUACCAAACACGUCCCACUUUCUUGGGAAGCUCGCUUGAGAAUCGCUUCGGAAACAGCCGGUGUCAUUUCGUAUUUGCAUUCUUCAGCUUCUAUUCCCAUCAUCCAUAGAGAUAUCAAGACCACCAACAUACUUUUAGACGAUAAUUACACUGCAAAGGUCUCUGAUUUUGGUGCUUCCAAGUUGGUUCCUAUGGAUCAAACUCAGCUAACCACGCUCGUGCAGGGGACUCUUGGGUACUUAGACCCUGAGUACUUAUUGACGAGCGAGUUAACUGAGAAGAGUGACGUGUAUAGCUUUGGAAUUGUGCUUCUGGAGCUUAUAACGGGAAAGAAAGCGGUGAGGUUUGAUGGGCCGGAAGAAGAUCGAAACCUAGCCAUGUAUGUCCUUUGUGCAAUAAAAGAAGAGCGUUUUGAAGAAGUGGUGGAGAAGGGAAUGGUGAGUGAGGCAAACAUGGAGCAAAUAAAGGAAGUGGCUAAGGUAGCAAGAGAGUGUGUAAGAAUCAAAGGGGAGGAGAGGCCGAGCAUGAAGGAGGUGGCUAUGGAGUUGGAGGGGCUGCGAGCAACGAAGGGUGAGCAUUCAUGGGCCAAUGAUAGCCUAUCCGCCGCACAAGAGUCGAGCCCAUUUGUUGAGAGUGGAAGUAAGGGCGCUGUGGAUGAUAGCAUGAAGCUGGAAUUGCCACAUGUCGAACAUGGUAGAUGA